Tripterygium wilfordii is the source of this 2509-nucleotide messenger RNA. RefSeq names its product heat shock cognate protein 80. Gene Ontology annotation, cellular component: perinuclear region of cytoplasm; plasma membrane; cytosol. NCBI's taxonomy places the organism in Eukaryota, Viridiplantae, Streptophyta, Magnoliopsida, Celastrales, Celastraceae. Bases 129 to 2228 code for a protein of 699 amino acids. Gene Ontology annotation, molecular function: ATP hydrolysis activity; ATP-dependent protein folding chaperone; ATP binding. The record is from RefSeq and is a predicted model, not a curated record. The transcript is spliced from 3 exons. Gene Ontology annotation, biological process: protein stabilization; cellular response to heat; protein folding.
CAGCAUUCCGAUCACUCCAACCAGCCUCAAUUCACUCUCCUUCGUUCGUUAUUCUCUCUCGAUCUCUAGCUUACAAGGCCUAUAAUCUUUUUCUUUUUGUGGUAGCGAAAGGGUGAGAGAGGGAUCUAAUGGCGGAUACAGAGACUUUUGCCUUCCAGGCUGAGAUCAACCAGCUCUUGAGUUUGAUUAUCAACACCUUCUACAGUAACAAGGAGAUUUUUCUUCGUGAAUUGAUUAGUAAUUGCUCUGAUGCUCUGGACAAGAUCAGAUUUGAGAGCUUGACAGACAAAAGUAAGCUAGAUGGACAGCCAGAGCUCUUCAUUCACAUUAUCCCUGACAAGACCAACAACACACUGACCAUCAUUGACAGUGGCAUUGGCAUGACCAAGACUGAUUUGGUGAACAAUCUCGGUACCAUUGCUAGGUCUGGGACCAAGGAAUUCAUGGAGGCAUUGGCCGCUGGUGCUGAUGUGAGCAUGAUUGGACAGUUUGGUGUAGGGUUCUACUCUGCAUAUCUGGUUGCUGAGAAGGUCAUUGUGACCACCAAGCACAAUGAUGAUGAGCAGUACGUAUGGGAGUCCCAAGCUGGUGGGUCAUUUACUGUUACUAGAGACACCUCUGGUGAGAACCUUGGCAGGGGCACUAAGAUGACUCUUCAUCUCAAGGAAGACCAGCUUGAGUACCUUGAGGAGCGCCGUCUCAAGGAUCUGAUUAAGAAGCACUCUGAGUUCAUCAGCUACCCAAUCUCUCUCUGGAUUGAAAAGACGACAGAGAAGGAAAUUUCCGAUGAUGAGGAUGAAGAAGAGAAAAAAGAUGAGGAAGGGAAGGUGGAGGAAGUCGAUGAGGAGAAGGAGAAGGAAGAGAAGAAAACGAAGAAGAUUAAGGAAGUGUCCCAUGAGUGGUCUUUGUUGAACAAGCAGAAACCUAUUUGGAUGAGGAAACCAGAGGAGAUCAACAAGGAAGAAUAUGCUGCUUUCUACAAGAGCCUUACUAAUGACUGGGAGGAGCACUUGGCUGUGAAGCACUUCUCAGUUGAGGGCCAGUUGGAAUUCAAAGCCGUCCUCUAUGCACCCAAGAGGGCGCCUUUUGAUCUCUUUGACACAAGGAAGAAGCCUAACAACAUCAAGCUCUAUGUACGCAGGGUGUUUAUCAUGGAUAACUGUGAGGAGUUGAUUCCAGAGUACCUUGGUUUUAUCAAGGGUAUCGUUGAUUCUGAAGACCUUCCUCUCAACAUCUCAAGAGAAACGUUGCAGCAGAACAAGAUCCUUAAGGUCAUUCGCAAGAACCUGGUCAAGAAAUGCAUUGAGAUGUUCUUUGAGAUUGCUGAGAACAAGGAGGACUACAACAAGUUUUAUGAGGCCUUCUCCAAGAACCUCAAGCUUGGUAUCCAUGAAGACUCACAGAACAAGACAAAGCUUGCUGAGCUUCUUAGGUACCAUUCCACAAAGAGUGGUGAUGAGUUGACUAGCCUGAAGGACUAUGUGACCAGAAUGAAGGAUGGCCAGAAUGACAUCUUCUACAUCACUGGAGAAAGCAAGAAGGCAGUUGAGAACUCUCCAUUCCUUGAGAAGUUGAAGAGGAAGGGCUAUGAAGUCCUCUUCAUGGUUGAUGCUAUUGAUGAGUAUGCUGUGGGUCAACUCAAGGAAUUUGAGGGCAAGAAACUUGUCUCAGCUACCAAGGAAGGUCUGAAACUUGAUGAGAGUGAAGAUGAGAAGAAAAAGAACGAAGAAUUGAAGGCUCAGUUUGAGGGUCUAUGUAAGGUGAUCAAGGAUGUGUUGGGUGACAAGGUGGAGAAAGUUGUGGUGUCUGACCGUGUUGUUGAUUCUCCAUGCUGUUUGGUUACUGGUGAAUAUGGAUGGACUGCUAACAUGGAGAGAAUCAUGAAAGCCCAAGCCUUGAGGGACAGCAGCAUGGCUGGAUACAUGUCAAGCAAGAAGACCAUGGAGAUCAACCCUGAAAACUCAAUCAUGAAUGAGUUGAGGAAGAGGGCUGAUGCGGACAAGAAUGACAAAUCUGUGAAGGACCUGGUUCUCUUGCUCUUUGAGACUGCUCUACUCACCUCUGGGUUCAGCCUUGAUGAGCCCAACACUUUUGGCAAUAGAAUCCACAGGAUGUUGAAGCUUGGACUGAGCAUCGAUGAGGAUGCUGGUGAAGGUGAUGCUGACAUCCCCCCGCUUGAGGAUGCUGAUGCAGAUGCAGAGGGCAGCAAGAUGGAGGAAGUUGAUUAAGCCCAAUGCUAACUGGUUCUUACGUUCGGUCAAUUGGUUUUAGUAGUUUAGUAACUUUAUGCUCUUUUUGGCUGCCUCUUUUGAGAGGCUUUUGGAUGUUUUUCUCUCUUUUUUAUCUUGUGGUUGGAACGAUAGUAUAGUGUACUUUAGAUGCAUUUUUAUGUUUAAUCUCAAUAUUUGCUCUCUUGAGGCAUGUUUGGAUUAGCCUGCUGUGGAAAGUGCUCAUGUAGGAUCACUCAUUGAUUUGGUAUAUCUAUCUUCUAUCUGGUAUUCAGGUUUCA